Molecule: messenger RNA, 7596 nt
Organism: [Torrubiella] hemipterigena
Lineage: Eukaryota; Fungi; Ascomycota; Sordariomycetes; Hypocreales; Clavicipitaceae
Source: the annotation of a GenBank genome assembly
CCAGCGGUUACGUCGCGCCACGGCAACCUGGAGCUUGGGCUUCCACCACCACCACCACCACCAUCGACGGCUUACGCUCACGAGCAUCACCAGUUCAAUUGCCGACACAAAGCAAAACAUCGCAUCACACCAACAGCGGACAGUGGACUGUCGCAGCCUAACAAAGAGAAAUAUUCUAUUAAAGACACCGGCCCCGCGCUAUCUCGACUGCCGCCGCCACACGACACAUAAUCACCACCCCGCCUACGCAUCAUCCAUCGUCCGCCCGUCUCCCUCCAUUACUCUUCAACCAUGGCUGCUGGCGACUCGAGCCGCAUCCAAGAGGCCCAGGAUGCCGUCAAGACAGAUCCUCGCAAGGCAGAGCAGAUCUACAAGGAGAUUGUCUCCAAGGCCCCGGUCUCCUCCUCAGACGCCGCCACGCGCGAGUACGAAACCGCUUUAAUAAACCUCGGCGAGCUCUACAAGAAUGAAAAGAAACCACAAGACCUCGUCGAACUCGUCCGCCAGAGCAGAGAUGUGCUCUCGUCCUUUGCAAAGGCAAAGUCUUCCAAACUUAUCCGCCAGCUCCUCGACCUCUUCAAAGACAUCCCCAACAGCACCGACAUCGAAGUGGCUGUCACAAAAGACUGCAUUGAGUGGGCUACUGCCGAACGCCGAGCCUUCCAGCGCCAGGAUCUGGAAGUCCGUCUUGUCGCCCUUCACAUGACCAAGCAGGCAUACUACGAUGCUCUCACUCUUAUUAACGGCCUGCUGCGCGAACUCAAGCGCCUUGACGAUAAGCUGCGCCUUGUCGAAGUCCAGCUGCUCGAAUCCCGUGUAUACCACGCCCUCGGUAACAUUCCCAAGGCUCGCGCUGCCCUCACAAGCGCACGCACCAGCGCCGCCAGCGUUUACACCCCCCCGCUGCUGCAAGCCAACCUCGAUAUGCAGAGUGGUAUGCUUCACGCUGAAGAUAAGGACUUCAACACGGCAUUCUCCUACUUUAUCGAAGCUCUCGACGGAUACCACACUCAGGACGAAUCGUCCAAGGCACAGGCUGCUCUGCAGUAUAUGCUUCUCUGCAAGAUUAUGCUCAACCUUGUCGAUGAUGUCAACCAGCUCAUGACGUCCAAGCAGGCUGUCAAGUAUGCUGGCCAGAACCUCGAGGCCAUGAAGGCCAUUGCUCGUGCACACGCCAACCGAUCCCUUGAGGAGUACGAGACAGCGCUGUCGUCGUACCGCUACGAGCUUGGAAGCGACGCCUUUAUCCGCAACCACCUACGUCGUCUCUACGACGCUAUGUUGGAGCAGAACCUGAUCAAGGUCAUUGAGCCCUUUUCUCGUGUCGAAAUCGAUCACAUUGCCAAGAUGGUUGGUCUUGACACCCAGCAAGUUGAGCGCAAGCUGUCGCAAAUGAUUCUUGACAAGGCCAUCAUUGGCGUUUUGGACCAGGGCGCCGGCUGCCUCAUCAUCUACGACGAAACACAGAGGGACGAGUCCUACGAUGCCGCACUGGCAACUAUUGAAAAGCUGAGCAAUGUAGUCGAUGUACUCUACACAAACCAAGCCUCUCAGCUUGAAUAAAAGAACAACGGGCUCUGGCAUGAACAUGAUUUGUAUUGUAAUUAGGUUAUCCAAGGCAACGUUGGCGUUCAAGAAGGACUCAGAUAACAGACCUGCUGCCCCCUCUUUAAUCUUCUCUUUCCCUCUAACACUGUGACUGCUUGUUCUCCAUAUUGAUUCAAAAUUCCAUGGUAUAUUCAAACUCCGACAGGCUUUGGUAUCUGUAAAUAAUAAUAGCUUGUAGCUGGCUAAAAACAACAGCAAACAACCUUGGAACACCAAUCUGAAUAGUAAAAAACACAAGUUUCCAAACGCCGCAAUUGUAUGCAAGUCUCCUCCCCAUAUGUCCAUAUGUCGUUUCAAACCCUUCCAACCAAAAGUAUACACAAAAACAGCGUACAAUCCAAAAAUAGGAUAAAAACGCUAACAAAUUCAAUGGAACAUGAGUUCCUGCGUCUGACUCUGGGUUCUUCUUUCUUCACCAAGCAGUAGCGCAAAUAGUCUCUUAAUGAGAUAUCCAACUUCCCAGCCGCCAACUUCCUCCGUAAACGCAUCCACGCAAUCAAGAUGCCACCUCUCCAGCGCCAUCGCCAUGCCCUGCGCUCGCACAACCUUGCCGAGAUACCUGUCUGCCGAUCGAUCAUACGGCUCCUCAAACGGUGCCCCCCGGCGCGUCUGGAUAAGCCAGUCGAGGAACAACCAGUGCUGUCUCGUCCAUGUAGUCUGGGACAGCGGCACCGCGACAGAGCGUGCCGAUGAUGCCGCACUGCCAGACGCAGACGCAACCGACUCGCGGUUCUCCUUGUCUGACACAUUGCUGCUGACGCGCGGACCAGACAGGAGAGAAUGGUUCUGAGGCGUCGAUGCAUUGGACAUGCGGCGCUCAUGGCGAGCUUUGGCCUGCUCCAAGGGCGACAACACGCUGCUUGUAAACUCGACCACGCGUCCAGGGGUAUGAGGCUUUAGAGGAGAGCGCAAACUGGACUUCUUGGGCGAUGCGUUCUUGGGCGGAAGGGGGCGUAGGAACGGCUUGACAAAGUCCGUAGACUCGUCGCUUGCGCUGGACAUCUCCUGCUGCCAUCGGCGGAUGUCGUCGUGUGAGAGCUGCAUUCUAGGCGGCGUUGCAGCAGCCGCACGGGCAGAAGAUCCCUGGAAGAAGCUGUUAUCAGUCUGGCGGGUGGAUCGUGGCGUGGUUCGCGGCGUGAAGUUUUGCUUCUGAGCAAUCACGGGAGUUGUUGCUUGUUCUGCGGGCGACUUGGGCUCUGCGACUCGAGGGGCUGGCCGGAUUGAUGGUCGAGGUGGACGGCGCGGUUGCGAUUUCAAGGUUGACCUUGGCUGAACCACAAUCUGAGGUCUUGCUCGAGGAGUCGGUUGCAAGACUGGCUGAGGCGUAGGCUCGGGUUCAGGCUCGGGCUCAGGUUCGACCUCGGGCUCUGGUGUUGGCUCUCGUUCUCUCUCCGGCUCAGGCGUUGGCUCUAAUUCGAGUCGUAGCUCAAGCUCAGGAGACGACUGAGCAGGAUGUUGAACUCGUGGGCGAGGUGUUGAAGCUGUGUCAGACUCGCUAUCGAGUCUGCUCCUUGCCGGGGUCCUUCGUGGCUGCGAAGCCACAGAAGGGAACAUGGACGUCGUCUGGAUCUGAGCCAUUGGUGGCUGUUCCUCCUGAGCCAUGGUUCCACCAGGUGCAGGCCGCGCCAUUCCUGGAAUAAACUUCUCCGCAAGCAUGCCUGGGAUUGCCGCAGGGGACGAAAAGAAAGACGACAGGUCGAACCUGCCUGCCUUGACAGCAGAGCUCUGACCCCUUUCAGCUUCCUCUACAGCUUGGCGGCGGGCUAGAAGCGAGUACUCCUCUCCGUCAGCAGGCUCCAUCGCCGGGUUAAUGGCCUUGGUGGUGGCAGUCAACUGCGAACCCAUGACACCAGAUGAUACAGUUGCCCCUAACCCGGCGAGAUUCUGCCGUGUCUUUCUUGUCCACGGGCUCGGUAUACCGCCACGCUUGCGAGCACUCUGUGUCAGAGUCUUGCUUCCAAACUGCUGUCUGGGAGGGGUAGAUCUGCGCGCCUCAAACUCCCAAAUGUCCGUCUCAUCGUCACGGAUGAUAUUCUCCUCUUGUGUCUGCGCCUGUGUCGGCGCUUGCUCUGCUUGAACACCCUCAUUCUCAUCAGCUGCACUAUCAACUUGAGGAAGAGGUUGGGCUGCAGGUGCCUUUCUUUGCGAUGGUGAACCGUAUGCAUUGCGUAACGAGUUAUCACCUCGCAGCUUAGGACUGAUUGGUCCCUCACGGGCUACCCAGCUCAUAGCAGCAUCACUUGGAGGGGACUGUCUAACCGAACUAGUCUGCGAGAACCUUGGGGAAGCAGUUGUUCGAAUUGGAGCGGCGACUUCAGCGGGGGGAGGAGCAACAGGGGAAGAGAUACUCUUAGGAGACACUCUGUUGAGAUCGAUUUGCAUCUCGUCAUCGACGGGUGCUGGUGCAGACGUAUUGAAAAGAGACCUGCUGGGGCUCCUACUGGCGGUUCGUGCGGCUUGUCGUUCUUUGGAACCGUGUCGAGAGUCUUUACUUCCGGAUCUACGGAAGGGACUUCGAAGAAGUCUAUCGCCUGCAUCUGGUGAAGGGGGGUCUGAUGUGACACUUUGUAGUGCCCUACCAGCUCUAACGGUGGCAGAAAGGAGAGGGCGAAGAUUCCGCUCAUGGAGCUCGUGAACAACAGACUGAGGGUCUUGGACAGGCGAAGACAUCUGGUUCAGAGGAGUGGCUUCCAUCGAGGAUGCAGAUCUGGAUACGCUUCUGCUUGUUUGGCUCUUGACGAUGGGUGUUGAUGAAGGCUGCGCAAUGGUAAUUUGUGGCGGCUGAGUGUGUUGACCUUGAGGGGGAAGAGGAGAUGUGAUUGAUUGUUGGCGUCUAUGUGAUCGGAAGGAGGCUGGAGACUUUGCAGGUAUGGGUAGAGGAAGAGGCUCGUCAUCCGGAGUUGGUGAUCGUGGGUGGAUGUACGGGUGGCGAGCUAUAUCGUCGUAUGACACAGGUGCGUUGUCUGCGCUCUCGCUUGCCUCAUCAUCGUCAUAUAGAUUCACCUCCUCCCGUGCCUCGCUCUCAAGGACAAGCGUUACGGGCUGGUUGGCGUGCUCUGGCGAGUGUGCGUACUCAAUCCCGUUAUUACCCAUGAGCUCGAUUUCAGCUGGCAGCUCGUCAAAGUUGCCUUCAAACUCCUCUUCAGCAGAGGCUUCCUCCUCCAUUGCCUCUACCGCAAUAUCCUCGGGCUCUUCAACGAGUUCACCAGCCCUGACUUCUUGGGCUGGCGCCUCGUCUGCAUCCGCGAGAUAACCAAACGCAUCAGGUGCUGCGUCUUCAUGCUGCUCGUCAACAAGCUCGGCUUCUGCAUCGCCCUUAGCUUCUGAUUCACCAAUGGCGGCCUCUUCCUCAACAUUAUCGUCUUGUGGAUCAAAGGCUUCGGCUUCCAUAUCGGACUCUGCUUCAGGGCUCUCGUCUGCAGCCUCUUCUACCUCGUCGUUUUCGACUUCGUCAUCUUCGACUUCGUCAUCUUCGACUAUUUGGGGUUGAGCCUCCGGUUCGUCAUCGAAUUCAGCGUCGUCAACAACCUGCUCCUCGACUUCAAACUCUGCCGCGUCUUGGUCUUGGUCUUGGUCUUCGUCGAGUUGAUAGUCUUCUCCUUUGGCAUCUCCCAUUUCAACGUCUUCGUCAACAUCUUCUUCAACUUCAACAGUCUGCUGAAAACCAGGAUUGUAGGGCUCAAGAGGUUCCUGAUUAACCUCAUCAUAAUCUUGUUCAACCUCGUUAUCGUCUUCCGCAGCUUGUUCGUCGGAUUCGUAAACGUCGGUGAAUGUUCGCGUCUCCUUUUGUGGCGUUGCUGCAUCCAGCACAUCUUGUGGGAUCUCUGAGAAGGAGUCUUCGUAAGACAGCUGCUCUGGCUCCCUAUCUUGGACAAAGAGGCUCUCUUCGGCGCCCAAGGGUGCUGAUUGAGAUCCACUAUCAGUAUGUUCAUGGGUGCUAACAACAUCUAUUGUCUGAUUUCUCAAGACCUUGUGACGAAGAGGCGACGGCGUAGCAGUCUUUCUUGCGUCUCGCGGCGGUGGGACUAAGAGAGGCUUUGCUGGUGAUCGGCUAGGGGAUUUUCGUGUCUGAGAGGAGCCUCUUGCUGUACGGGCUGAUUGUUGAGGGGAUCGACUAGGAAGCUUCUGUGCUCUAGGAGGAGGCGUAGGACUGGCAGGAAUCUCUCGUUCCAACGGAUUCAUCUCGGCCACGACAUCACCAUCGUCACCAUCUUCCUCCUCUUCUGCCUCGGCACCAGCUUGAUCAUCAUCCGCCUCUUCGUCGUCGGCUGGAUCAUUAAGGAUGUAUUCGUGGCGAUCUUGUUCUUGUUCUUGCUCUUCUUCAAUAGUCUCGACCUCCUGAUUUGUCCCUUUGCGAAUAGAUUCGAGGGUGUUGUUGAUUAUAAUGCUAGUUUCUUCACCAAUAUCGCUGUAUUUUCCAGCAUGGUGGCUUGAAUCAUGAAGCGAAGGAAUAGAAUCCAUAAAAAUCAUACUAAAAUCUUCACCCUGCGCAAUUGUAUCCAUUUCUGCAGGUCGCGUUGGUGUCGGUUCCUCAUCAGCUGACGACACAUCGCUGUGUGCUGGGGGGAAAUAGCCAUAGUCAGCCUCAGAGAAUGGAUCAGCUGCGUUUUGAGUCCCCAGCGACGGUGACCGGGAUGCAGCCGACCUCCUUGUAGGGGUUUGCGAUGCUGUUUGGCGAUUGCGCUCGGAAGCCUUUGGAGUGGCGUCAUUUCCCAUACCAAGCCAAAUGUCCGAAUCGGCAUGGGGAGCUUCCGCUUCGUGAGAUGGUUCGAUGUCGUCUGGCAGAGUGAGAGCCUCUAUUUCGUCCUCUGACGCGUCGUCAAUACCCGGGGCGUCGCUACCAGCAACUUCAUCGGCAAGCUCCUCCAGCUCUUGUGGCAUUAAUGUUUGCCGUCUUCGUCUGCCGCCGCGCAAGGCAGAGCUCAAGUCUUGAUUUGAUAUUGUGCCGAGUUCGCUGGAUGGCUCGCCUAGUUGCUUCCUUGAUCUGCUGCUUCUUCGAGGCGUCGGUGAAGCUUGAGCUGCAUCAUCUGGUACCAAGUUCGACCUUGUGCCUUGGGAUCCGGAGCUGCUUGGUUUUGUUCUGCGUUUUGGAGAGGGUGUCUCUGGUAUAUUCAUUUCUGAUUGAGCCUCGCCUUCAAGCUCUCUGGCCACUUCUUCCACUCUCCGUCGCGGACUCCGGCGAACUGGAGUCCCGGCUCGUCGUUUUGUGCCUGCAGGCGGUAUCGGCGUGCCAUUUGACGUUCGUAGUUUCGUUUUCGGUUGCGAGGGUAUACUGGUUCGGUUCUCUAUGUCGCUAACAUCUUCAGCCAUAGAGUCAUUUAAGCGCACCACGGUUGUAGUAGCUCGCGGCCUCUUCCGGCUCGAGUGAUACGGGCUUGAAGAUACCGGGAAGAGCAAUCGUUGUGUAUCGGCUAGUUCAUCUUCGGACGUCUCGACCGUUGGUAGAAUGUCGUGAGGAGAAUUGUGUACGAGGCUCUUGCGCGGCAGUCUGUGCCUUUCGCCGGAGCUGGGCAUGUCGGUGAAGCGCUGUCCUCUUUGGCUGCGCGUGAUGCGACGCCCUGCGGACGAGAGGAUGGGUUCGAGAAUCGUCGGACCGUCCGAGUCGUUGAGGGGGUCAGGCGAGGACAUUUUGUCGGCAGAGCGCACGUCGGAAUAGCGAACGCUGCGCCUUCGAUGGUUGAGGAAAUCAGGCGCCGAGCCUGAAGUCCUGGAUCUUGACAUGGUCGCGAAGCAAAAAGACGAACGGCAUGGAAUGCGCUUAGCGCGAGCGAGACACCAUUGGGGUCAGGAACGAUGAGAGCAAGCACAAGCAAAGGAAUUAAAGCAAAAGAGAAGAGAUAUGCAAAUGGAGCACACGGCAGCCCAUAUCUCUUCGCUGAUAGAAGGUUCCGUUUUUAGCCUAUGAUGCAAUUUUUUUUCUUCGUUGGAGUCGUUGGGUGGUGAUGUUUACUCUGCAUCCGAUCUGGGCUUAGACGGCGCGACAACUGG